Molecule: messenger RNA, 1436 nt
Organism: Humulus lupulus (European hop)
Lineage: Eukaryota; Viridiplantae; Streptophyta; Magnoliopsida; Rosales; Cannabaceae
Exons: 3
Coding region: 584-1042 (152 amino acids)
Biological process (GO): Golgi to plasma membrane protein transport; Golgi to endosome transport; protein localization to Golgi apparatus
Cellular component (GO): trans-Golgi network; Golgi membrane
Source: RefSeq, a predicted model, not a curated record
UGGUGUUACCGUCGUCACGGUUGAAUUGAGUUUGAGUCUCUUCUACAAUUUUCUCAAACAAGCAUCGUCUUUUUACAGUAGCGUCAGGUGAAGCUCAUUCACCACCCUCGAAAGGCUUUCCCUACCUCUAAACAAUACGAUACUGCGCUUGUUUUCUUCCCUUUCCCUUUUACAAUCUCAAAGCGAUCUGGGUUACUUCCUAUUCUUCAAUCCAUAUCAAAGUUCAAACGAACUCAGAGCACGGAUAUUUACGCAAUUUGCAUUCAACUUCGCAUUUCAAACAAUAAUCUCAAUUCUCAUCUGGGUUAGUCUUUUUUCAACUUAGAUCCAAAUCCUUAACGAUCGUGUUUUGAUUUUGGGUCUCAGGGAUAUGAGCAGUGGUGGAGAAUUCCAACUUGUUUCGAACUCCGUCUGGAGUUUCUUCUUUGGGUAUUGAAGCAUUAGAUUUUCGGGAGAUGCUUACGGGUUUGACUUUUGAAAAGAUCGUGGCUUCAAUCCCCAUAAGGGUUUGAAAAUUAGGUUUUUUGAUUGGUUUGGUGGGAUAUUGUUGAUUUUAGGGAAUUUGAAUUAGGUUAUUGCAGACAUGUUCUAUGGUGCCGUGGUAUGGGACCCUUGGCUGAUUGUUGCACAAAUUUUUUGCAUUCAAUGCGUAUAUUAUCUCACUCUUGGGCUAUUCUUGUCCAUUCUUGUUGGAAAUCGGGUUUCCCGGAUGAGUUUGGUCUAUUUCUUUGACUAUGCUACUCUAACUGCUUCCACCGUAACUGGGUGGUGUGUCAUUGCUUCUUUUCUGCUUAGUGCACUUGCCAGUGCUGGAUAUCUUGUUUUUGUGGUUGAGAGGGCAAAGAAAUGCUUGGACUUUUCGGUUACUCUCUUCAUUAUCCAUCUAUUUAUCUGCAUGCUAUAUGGGGGAUGGCCUUCCUCAGUAACAUGGUGGAUAGUGAAUGGUACUGGAAUUGCAUUUAUGGCUCUACUAGGAGAAUAUCUCUGCAUUAGACGUGAAUUGCGGGAAAUUCCAAUAACACGAUUACGUACAAGUGUUUGACUUGGGCAGGCUUGAACCAAUUUCUUGUGGGUUUUUUUUGUUGCCUUUUCUUCAUUAUUUCCGAAGAGCUUCUUGAAAAGGCUCAUUAUAGUAGAUUUAAUCUGUGAAGUGAAAGAGACAGGGUCCCUAUUCCAUUUGUCUCGCUGGUGAAAUAACAAAGGACCACAAUUAUAAAAGCUGCUUUAAGGCUUUCACAUUAGUUAGGUAUGCAUUUUGUUAGGAUACUCGUAAUGUACAAUUAUAGGUGAAUUUUUUUUUUUCAAUGAAGCAAUGCUUUGUUAUACUUAUUUUCCUCCAUGUCUUUCCAUUUUGACUAUUAAUUUCUUCUCUUUAAUUGUCAUUUAUUGGGGCCAUGUGUAAUUAAUUCAUAUAAAUACUUUCGUUGCUUUUGUCA